AUGGGCAUUUAUCGCGAUGGUCACGCCACAUAUGGUGGUUCUUCGUCGCCUGUCGACCCAUUGGUCCAAAAAUUCGGGGCUUUCCAGGUACUUGAUGAUUUGAUUCGCCUACGCGCUGCUGAUGUGGUUCAACAUUCAAUUCUCGCGUAUCCACAUUCAGACCAAGAUCCUGCUUCAUUUGACCACUACACUGGACAGGAUUUGGAUAAGCUGAUCAAUCAAGCUAUCGUCAAUUUGAUCGAAGAUGGACUCAGCCAACACAAGCGCCAUGGAUCGACUGUGGCACUCCUUACCCUUUCAAAUCUGGACAUGGUCAUCACUUUCUUUGCCUUGAGUCGCCUGGGUUAUACUGUCAUGAUGCUUUCUCCGCGCCUUUCAGGAGAGGCUUGCGUAUCUCUGCUCGACACAGUUAACUGCGAGACUAUUAUCUAUGGAGAUUCCAUCGGUAUCCGCUCAACAUUGGGGAACAUCCUGCGGCGGAGGCUGGUCAGCUGCCGUCCAAUUCUCUCGUAUGGCCGAGUUAGGAAAACAGAAGCCUCCUCCUCGAUUGUGCAUCAUAAUCAAAGCCCAGAGAAGAUUGCCGUCAUUCUUCAUUCAUCUGGGUCAUCUGGCACUCCAAAGCCACUCUUUCUUACACAUCAAGCAAUUAUGACGCACCCGCUGAGAGGUACUGGGCUCACUUCAUUCAACCCCUUACCAUGGUAUCAUCUUCAUGGCUUAUCAACUGCACUGCAGGCAAUGUGGAUGAAAAAGACGGCCUACAUGUGGAAUGCUGCUUUGCCUUUGACGGUUGACUUUGCAGUUGCAGCUCUUGAAGAGGCACAACCAGAAUCCUUGGCGGCGGUUCCAUACAUGCUCCAACUUUUGAUUGAUGACCCACGUGGGAUGCAAGCGUUACGGGAUUGUCAAUUAGUCACUUAUGGGGGUGCGCCUUGCCCAGAUGAACUGGGCGAUCGCCUUGUCAGUGAAGGCGUGAGAUUCGGGGGUGCAUUUGGCCUUACGGAGGCUGGGCUUGUUGCCGAAUCUAUAUCUCGCCCUGAGGGGGACCCUUACUGGAACUAUCUGCGAUUUUUCGACAAUAUCCGACCCUUUGUUUGGAUGAAGCAGAUCUCCGAGUCGGGAUCCCUUUAUGAAUGUGUCUAUCUUGCUGGGCAUCCGGCACUCACAACGUCAAAUUCGAAUGACCCACCUGGAUCUUUCCACUCGAAGGAUGUCUUCACUCCUCAUCCCCGAAUUCCAGGCCGAUGGAAAUACAUGUCAAGACUUGACGAUCGCAUCAAUCUAGUCAAUGGCGAGAAAGUUCUACCACUCCCCAUCGAAGGUCGUAUCAAACAACACCGUCUUGUCCACGAUGCAGUCUUGGUUGGAGUUGGAAAAGCUGCUCCUGGGGUUUUGAUUGUAAAGGCUAACUCUUCUGAGGCGCUGGAGCUGUCUGAAAGCAAAUACAUUGCUUCAAUAUGGCCUGCGAUUCAAGAGGCCAACUCACGUGCAGAGGGUUUCUCUCAAAUUUCCGGCGAUUUGAUCGCCAUAUUGCCUCAUGAUGCAACAUUUCCUCGCACGGACAAAGGCUCGAUGAUCCGUGCAAAGAUAUAUGAAUUGUACCACGACCUCAUAGAAAGUCUCUACUCCAAGGAAGCCCCAUUGGCUCAGGGACUUGAGCUUGACGUUGAUGAGACACAGUGUUUUCUCCUCCAACUAGCACGAGAAGAGCUUGGAAUUCCAGUAUCAACAGUGGACACCAACUUGUUCUCUGAAGGCGUUGACAGCCUCAAGGCUAUACACUUCCGACGCCUCAUUCUUCAAACCUUCCGCUUUGAUCCCAACAGAACUCCUAGCUCAAAUAUCAUUUUUGAAGCGGGAAACAUAUCGAGACUUGCUCAGCUCAUCUGCAAAAUACAAAGUGGAUAUGAGAUGGCAAAGGUUGAUGAUGGUGAGGACGAUGUUCUCAGUCUGGCGGAAAAGUAUUCUUUUUUUCAAACACACAUUCCUGAGACUCCGUCUUUCUUGGGUUCAAACAGUGUGAUAUUGACAGGAGCCACUGGCUCUAUUGGGUCUCAUGUGCUAUUCGAGCUUCUCAACGAUGACACGAUAUCCACUGUCUACUGCCUCACACGACGAGAAUCGCCUUUUGAAGAUAUAACUGAAGGUUUGGCCACCAGAGGUCUCUAUGUAUCCCCUGAACGAUUGAAGAAAAUCGUUGCUCUCACUAGCCGCCUUGAUCAGCCCGGAUUCGGUCUGGUUACGGAUGAUUCGGUUGCUCAACAUAUGCUCCAGUCUGUUGCCUUAAUCAUUCACACUGCUUGGCCUGUCAACUUCAACCUCCCACUGUCAGAAUUCGAACCCCAUGUCCAAGGACUAUACAACCUGCUCCAGUUUUCAUUGUCCGUGCAAAGACACGAGCCGGCUGUGGUGUUAUUUUGUUCCUCGAUAUCAACGGCUCUUGGCUCCCGAUGUGUUGAGAUCCCCGAGGCUCCGGUUGAUCUGGAAUGUGCCAUCGCUGGUUACGGCCAGUCAAAAUCUGCUGGGGAGCUUGUGGUGAGACAUUCUCGACAAUUUGGGACACGGGCGUAUUCUCUUCGGAUUGGACAGGUUUCGGGUCACUCAACGAAAGGAUUGUGGAAUGACUCAGAGGCAAUUCCAUUGAUGAUACGGUCGGCCCUCACGUUGGGUGUACUACCUGAUUUAUCAGAGACAUGCUCCUGGAUCCCCGUUGACAAGGUUGCUGUGACAAUCCUUGAGCUUGCCAAAACAUGUGCAACGCCAAAUUCGCAUGGAGGCGGUGCUACUGCGAGCUCUUCCACGACGGAUCAUAUCCAUGAUUCCAUAUUCAACCUAUGCAAUCCUAAUGAAUUCGCUUGGUCAUCAUUGCUGAGCGUGCUAAGAGACACGGGCUUUCAUUUUCAGACCGUUGCGUUUCAGGAUUGGUUGUCCAGACUACGUGACAGCGAGGCAAAAGGCGAGGAGUUUGUGAACCCAGCAGUCAAGCUCAUUCACCAUUAUGACAGAAUGUAUGGAAAUGACGCGGCUGCAGCACACAACGAGCAGAAAAGAUUUGUCACAACCAAAGCCGAAAGAAGCAGCCUGACUUUGCGAAAUGGACGAUUGAGGCUAUUCGAGGAUGGAAUCUUGAGGCGUUAUGCUGAGGAUUGGUCAACGAGAUGGAAAAUCCGAAAAUUAUGA
Molecule: messenger RNA, 3180 nt
Organism: Penicillium brevicompactum
Lineage: Eukaryota; Fungi; Ascomycota; Eurotiomycetes; Eurotiales; Aspergillaceae
Product: AMP-dependent synthetase/ligase
Exons: 4
Coding region: 1-3180 (1059 amino acids)
Source: RefSeq, a predicted model, not a curated record